UGGAAGGAGAAAGUAGAUGGAGUCCUCCGAUGCCUAGAGAGGCUGGGAGCUGAACGGGCACGGCCCUCUCUCUUCUCUAGUCUCUCUAUAGUCUGUCAAUGUUUCCCGGUUGUUGUGCUUGGUAGGCAAUGGGCAGCAGCAGAGAGGAAGAUUUCGAACCUUCGGCGCUGGGCACUAAAGAGCAUUGGGAUGCAGUAUACGAACAAGAAUUGCAAUUUUUUAAAGAAAGUGGUGAUGCUGGUGAGAUCUGGUUUGGCGAAGAAAGCAUGGCUCGUUUAAUUAGGUGGAUAGAAAAACAAAAGAUACCCCUGAACAGCUCCGUGCUUGACAUUGGAACAGGAAAUGGUGUCUUGCUGGUUGAAUUGGCCAAAUCUGGUUACACAAAUCUUACAGGCAUUGACUACUCUCCAUCUGCAAUUGAACUUUCAAAAAGCAUAAUGGAAAAGGAUGGGCUGUCCCACAUUAAGUUGCAGGUUGAAGAUAUUUUAGAUCCUUCAGAUGAAUUAUCAGGGUUUCAGAUUUGCAUUGAUAAAGGGACUUUUGAUGCCAUCAGUCUGAACCCAGAUAAUGCCGCAGAGAAAAGGAAGCAAUAUGUGAAAGCGCUGUACAAGGUGUUGAGACCCAGAGGCUUUUUCCUAAUAACAUCAUGCAACUGGACCAGAGAGGAGCUGCUUGAAGAGUUCCGAGAAGGAACCCAGAGCAGUUUACAUUGUUAUGUUUAUCGUCAUAAUAACAACCUUGUGAGGGUUUCUUCUUCUGGAGGAGCUACCAACACCCAUCUUCUGCUUUGGAGGAAGAACUGGAAACAGUAUAACUUCUUUGGUCUUCCAACUGAAAAUAUAAAGGUUUCUGGGUUGAAUUAAUGUUACUGAAUGGAAGACCCCCUGCACUGAAUUUCAUUGGCAAAUAACAUACAAAAUAAACAAUGUGUGAGUAUAAGCAUUGAUUUGUGUACGCAACACAGAGCAGUGAAUAUAAAAUGAAAUACGGAUUAGGGAGAGUUUACACAUUUGUGGGUCUUUUGUUAGCAAACUUAAUUGUAGGUAAAUUGUAUCAAUGUACAAGAGCAAAAAUGGUUUUUUAAAACGUUUUUUUUUAAGGAUAAAAUGCUUUGCAUUUGAAAUGCAAAAUAUAUUUAAUAAACUUUGUUAUGGUAAAUAGUGGCCAGUUCAAAAAUAAAGUUGGAUUCUGCAAAGAAGAAAAAA
Messenger RNA from Hemicordylus capensis (graceful crag lizard), 1205 nucleotides. It is a transcript of the gene EEF1AKMT2, whose product is annotated as EEF1A lysine methyltransferase 2. Gene Ontology annotation, biological process: peptidyl-lysine monomethylation; peptidyl-lysine dimethylation. The transcript is spliced from 7 exons. Gene Ontology annotation, cellular component: cytoplasm. The coding region runs from base 129 to 863 and encodes 244 amino acids. Gene Ontology annotation, molecular function: protein-lysine N-methyltransferase activity. The record is from RefSeq and is a predicted model, not a curated record. Lineage: Eukaryota; Metazoa; Chordata; Lepidosauria; Squamata; Cordylidae.